AUAGGAUGUGGAGAAAGACUAGGCAACCAAAUGGUUUGUGUUAUGGUAUGUAUUAUCCACGCCCGCGAGUGGAUAUCUUCCGCAACCAAUCAGUUCUUUGCACAAGAGUUGGUUCAGAGAUCUGAAUCCGAUGCCGAUGUCAAAGAUCUAUUAAAUACAUUUGAUUUUUACAUUCUUCCAGUUCUUAACGCUGACGGCUAUGAAUACACGCACACAGAUAAUAGGAUGUGGAGAAAGACUAGGCAACCAAAUGGUACUGAUCCUAACAGAAACUUUGCGUACCAAUGGGGAGGACAGGGAGCCUCCACUAAUGCAUGCGCCGACACAUACAGAGGAACCAAAGCUUUCUCUGAACCCGAAACUAAAGCCGUUUCUGAUUUUGUGUUGAGUAAGGGUACGAAAGUUAAGGCAUAUCUGGCAGUCCAUUCCUACGGACAGUACUGGUUGUAUCCCUGGCUCUUUCUUGACUUCUUUGGCGAAUGCAAUGAAAGCAGCCGUUGUUUCUUCACCGGUGGGUCUGAUUUGUGCCUUUGGCAGAGAGAAUCCAUAGGAACCGGUGUCUCUCAACUCUAA
Molecule: messenger RNA, 573 nt
Organism: Oppiella nova
Lineage: Eukaryota; Metazoa; Arthropoda; Arachnida; Sarcoptiformes; Oppiidae
Source: the annotation of a GenBank genome assembly